AUGACAUCGGAAAUACCCAAACCACCUGGAAUCCCUAUCCUAGGGAAUGUGUUUGAUGUGAACCCCAACGACACAUGGAUUUCGUUAAUCAAACUCUCACAAAAAUACGGCCCGAUUUUCAAAAUUAAUGUUCUGGGAAAACAGAUCGUUUUCGUGAGCAAUGUCGCCCUGCUAGAAGAAAUAUGCGACGAACGACGAUUCCGAAAAUGCGUCGUCGGCCCCAUUGUGGAGAUGCGACAACUAGCCCACGACUGUCUCUUCACAGCUUACGACUCCGAAAAGAUAUGGGGUAUCGCCCAUCGCAUCAUGGCACCAUACGUGACACAACUAGCAACAGACCAAGGAUUCAAGGAUAUGGCCAAAGUGAUCCCCGAUAUCACGGAGAGAUGGACGUCCGGACCCAAGAAGCGAGUUCUCUUCACCAGUGACCUUGAUCGUUUACUCAUGACAUCAGUCAUGCAAAGCUUCUACAAUCAGAGAAUCGAAGUUCUCGAGGGAGCCGAGCCUCCACUCAUUCAAGCCUGGAAAUCAAUAACCGAUGAAGCGAUGAAGCGACCUAAUCGUCCAAAACUCCUGAACUCGUUACUCUACGACCGCGGCUUCAAGAAUAACAUCAAGCUCAUGCGUGAUUACGCGGCCAACAUUGUGAAAACGCGAAAGGAGAAGCCACUUCAAUCUCGGGAUGACCUCCUCUACGGAUUACUCAACAAUUCUGACCCCGAGACCGGCGAGAAACUCGAUGAAUCACGAGUUAUUGAUGAAGUGGUAACAAUGUUCAUUGGAGCAGCGACUGCACCAAACCUCGUCGCAUACGCUCUCUACUACCUUGUCAAGAAUCCCGAGGCGGUUGCGAAAGCAAGACUCGAGCUUGACCGGGUCGUUGGUCCCGAUGGGGAGUUCCAACUUGAACAUAUCAAAAGUCUUGAAUACUGCGAAGCUAUAAUCCGCGAGUCUCUUCGUCUUUCCGCUGUGGCACCGGGAUUCAACAUCGAGCCCAUUCCAACAGAUGAUAAGAGUCCGGUAUUGCUUGGUGGGGGUCAAUAUCAGAUCCCACAUAAUCAAGCCAUCAUAUCGGUUCUGUACACUGUGAACCGAGAUCCAGAUGUCUUUGAAGAUCCUGAGGCCUUUAUCCCGGAGCGUGUUAUGGGUGAGAAGUGGGACAAGCUUCCGAUGGGAGCAAAGAGGAAUUUUGGAAAUGGUAAACGACAAUGCUAUGGCACGACGUGGGCAUGGAGAUGGUCCAUCUUUACGCUGGCGAGUAUUAUCAAGGAUGUUGAUUUCGAAUUUGAGAAUCCAGAGUACAAGCUGGAGUCUAAUGGGGCCUUCAGUUUGAAUCCACUCAACUUUUAUGGUCUCGUUAGUCCUCGGCAAAGAUAA
Penicillium malachiteum is the source of this 1377-nucleotide messenger RNA. RefSeq lists its product as uncharacterized. Bases 1 to 1377 code for a protein of 458 amino acids. The transcript is spliced from 2 exons. The record is from RefSeq and is a predicted model, not a curated record. Gene Ontology annotation, molecular function: oxidoreductase activity, acting on paired donors, with incorporation or reduction of molecular oxygen; heme binding; monooxygenase activity. Lineage: Eukaryota; Fungi; Ascomycota; Eurotiomycetes; Eurotiales; Aspergillaceae.